Messenger RNA from Schistocerca cancellata (South American locust), 1474 nucleotides. RefSeq names its product CDGSH iron-sulfur domain-containing protein 2 homolog (gene Cisd2). The record is from RefSeq and is a predicted model, not a curated record. NCBI's taxonomy places the organism in Eukaryota, Metazoa, Arthropoda, Insecta, Orthoptera, Acrididae. Gene Ontology annotation, cellular component: mitochondrial outer membrane; intracellular membrane-bounded organelle. Bases 167 to 556 code for a protein of 129 amino acids. The transcript has 4 exons. Gene Ontology annotation, biological process: regulation of autophagy. Gene Ontology annotation, molecular function: 2 iron, 2 sulfur cluster binding.
UUGGCAGUAUGGAACGCACGGUGAUAAAAGUAGUUCAACGAAAAUAAGUGCGGUUGUAAUUGGGCUGGUUUUGUCAUGUUACAUUAAACUUUAAAAUAUUCUCUCACCCAACCGAUAAGUAAUCUGUUGACAGUGUGUCAUAUUUGUUCGUGAUUGUAAGGUGAUAAUGGAGCCAGUUUCUAAUUUCGUCAAGGAAUCCGUACCGACUUAUUUAUCUAAUUUGCCAAUUCCCAAAACGUUUGAGGGCUGGUCCAAAUUGGAAGUUCGCGAUUGGACAACUCUCAUCCCUCUUGGUGCGUCGAUAGCAGCAGUAACGUUCCUAACCUACAAGGCUUUCGGGCCAGGCUCGAAGAAGACAAAUAUGAUCAAUCCUGAUAUAAGGAAAGAUCUGGCCAAAGUAGCAGAUGUUUUCGAUAUCGAAGAUAUUGGUGACAAAGUGAGCUUUUGUCGUUGUUGGCGAAGCAAAAAGUGGCCAUACUGUGAUGGAGUGCACAAGUACUACAACAGAGCAACAGGAGACAACGUGGGACCUUUAGUCAUCAAGCGCAAAGUAUGAAUUACCGGUACCGGUUCAUUGGUGUAGGAUACAAAUGGAUUAGGCUGCAGGGAUUCUUAUUAUUAGUUUUCUUUAUAUUUUUUUUUGGACAAACUAGAAUGUCUUGCAGAAAUAGUUCUACAAUAUAGACACAAUUAAGAACACUUUUGUACCUCAUAACUAUGUUUAUGCUGUGAAACCAGAAUUUAUGUCAUCAUCUAUUAUGAACAAUUUCAAGUUCCCCUCUAUAUUGUUAAUUUGUUUUCAAUAACUAUAUAUUGCAUGCUUCAGUAGAUUAAGAAACAUGCAUCAUAGUGCUGCAUACACAGUGGUAUUGUUGUAAAAAGUGGCCAAUUUCAGUUAUGGAACACAGACAGUGCAAUAUACUUCUGUUAUUAACACAUUUAUAUGCUUGCAUGGAUCAUACUAUAAAACAAAGCAGUUCUCAGUUUGGAGGCUAGUUUUAAUGCAUCCUUGCUUUAUUAUGCUUUGUCCUAUGGAGUUAAUAUACCGUUGGAUUCCUCUGACAUGAGAGCUGGUUGAACAAUUCAGUUAGGUUGGGAGGUAGUGUGGAGAGAACUUCAGUUUGACUUGUAAUUUGUCAUGUGAGAGAAGUUGAUGAGUAGGCACAAAAAGUGUUGGAGGUGAACUUCAUGUAGGUAGCUACUUUCUUAUAUGUUGAUAAUUUUAUUGUCUCUUAUUUUUAAUACUGGUGAAUGGUGAUCUGUGGGCUUCCAGUUUUGCAGUUGGAUGAGUCUUGAGAUUUGAAAACAUCCAUAUCAAUAAGUCUGGAUGAAACACAUUAGUAAAUACAGGUAAAAAGUUACACAUUUAGAGUUAUUGAGAGCUGCAACAGCAGAAAAGUAUAACCAGAAAUUGAGACUUCCAAGUAUUUGUUCACAGGGAGAUAUGAUAAGGGGAGCACAAAGCUACAAGAGA